Messenger RNA from Acanthoscelides obtectus, 1080 nucleotides. The record is from the annotation of a GenBank genome assembly. NCBI's taxonomy places the organism in Eukaryota, Metazoa, Arthropoda, Insecta, Coleoptera, Chrysomelidae.
CCGCGGUACAUAAUACGGAAAUUUUGGUUAUCCGCUUGGAUUUGAUUAUUGAUUACUCUGAACAACUUACGAGCUCUGAAUAAUACUAACCCAUUAAUCCGUGGAGUUAUUUCUUAGAGAAUUGACCGUUACGACCUUCGUUGUUUCUGUAUAGUACCUAUCAAGAAUGUAAACAGUCUGCCAGAAUAAGAGGGUCUCCCAUUUCACAUUGGUUAUACUGACAAUUAGUGUAUGACAAUGUCAGAUUCUCCUUUAAAUUGUGACGUCUCGCUUCUUGAACUUUGAGCUUCAAAAACGAAUCCUUGAUUUUGUAUGAACAAGUUCAGAACCAAUCAGACAGCUUGAUCCCAUCUCUAGACGUAUGACUUUUUGACAAUACACAUAACCUCAUUUUUAUUGUACAGACUACAGAGCUACAUAGUUAUUCUUGUGGUUUACAUUACAAAAGAAUUAAAAUAUUUUAUUUUAUUUUGAUUCCUUGAUAAUAGCGAGGUGAUGGUGAAUAAAAGAAGCAAUGGAUCAAACUAUUACAGCUAAUACAUCUACAGACAAUGUUGACCCAUCAAAAGAAUUCAAAGUCAAAGCUGCUUUCUUCCUUGCUGGGGUGUCCGGCAUAUCAGCAGUUAUUGGUUUUGGGAUGACUGUUGCCUCAUCCAAAAAGCAGGACCCCAAAUAUUUUAAUAAAGGCAUGAUGCCAACAAGGGAACUGCCAGAAUCAGGGGCAAAUCUGGCUAUGCGAGCUCUGGGCUGGGGCACAUUGUAUGCAGUCACAGGGUGUGGAAUUUUGUUUUAUAGUAUUUGGAAACUAUCUGGAGCACAUAAUUUUGUGGAAUUCAGGCAUAAAAUGGGAAGCAUACUGCCAAAUGUCCCCAGAAACAACCCACCACAAGGUAGAACUGAAUUUAGUGGGCUAAAUGACUUAUUAGAUUAUUUACAACACCAAAAGGGCUCUAAGGACAAAUGAAACAAGUUGUGUGAUAUUUCUAGUUUUUACUUAAAAUAAAGUUUAGUUGUAAGAGUUAGCCUUGUGUUUUGGUAAAAACUGAAAAUUUUCAGGUACUGGUCCUAACAACAUCUCGC